This is a messenger RNA of Salmo salar (Atlantic salmon), 2103 nucleotides long. RefSeq lists its product as uncharacterized. Lineage: Eukaryota; Metazoa; Chordata; Actinopteri; Salmoniformes; Salmonidae. The record is from RefSeq and is a predicted model, not a curated record. Gene Ontology annotation, cellular component: nucleus. Gene Ontology annotation, biological process: regulation of gene expression.
CAGAUUUUGAAAUUACUUGUUAUGAUAUUGCUUGCCAUGAUAUUGCUUGCCAGAACAAACACAACAUAGUGAAUAUUUUCAUAAACUGCGUUACCCACUCCAGUCCGCAGAUGGCGAUAUGCGUCUUUCAGGUGGCGCUUCUUGCGUGACGUAUAAACUAGUGGACGGAACAGGACGCUUCUUCAACAACAAACGGCUGAUUCAACCACCUCGGUAGCUUGCUUGCUAACAUAAAACCGAAACAUUGAAGCUCAUUGGGUUUGUAUUAACAUCAGUGUUUUAAACAUACUGUCUGCGUCUUUACUAGUUACUCAAUUUAAUGUGUACGUUGUUAGUCAGCUAGCUGACUGGUUAAAUUAGCCUAGCACUAGGCUAGUCGCUAAUGCUAACUAGCUAGUUAACAUCCCGGACCAUGAGUUCACUAAGCUACUCCCCUCCUGCUAAAGAAGAGGAGGUCUGCUGGACGGAGAAAGAAGUUGCAGUGAAAGAGGAGAAGGAAGAGGAGGCUGUCACAGUAAAACAAGAAGUAGAGGGUGAGGCGGUUACAGUGAAAGAAGAAGAAGAAGCUUUCGGAGUGAAAGAAGAGGAAGAUAAACAAGAGAAUGUCGUUUUUGUUGAGGAGGAGGAGAAUAUGACUGUAUUAGUAAAAGAAAUGGAACAAGUUUUUGGAGUGAAGGAGGAGGGGGAGAUUACUGUCACAUUGGAAGAGGAGGAGGAGGAAGAAGAAGAGAAUAAUGGAGAUCUGAAUAACACCAGAGAGAGUCCAGAAUCAGAGGAACCAGAGCCAGAGACGUCCAAACCAGCAAGACGACACCACUGCUCCCAGUGUGAAAAGAAUUUUACCAAGUUAGGGAGCUUGAAAAUACACAAUAGAAUACACACAGGAGAGAAGCCCUACCAAUGCUCCCAGUGUGGAAAGCAGUUUACCCAGUUAGGGACCCUAAAAUUACAUAAUAGAAUACACACAGGAGAGAAGCCUUACCAAUGCUCCCAGUGUGGAAAGAGGUGUUCACAGUUAAGUUCCCUGAAAUCACAUGAGAGAAUACACACAGGAGAUAAGCCUCACAAAUGCUCUCAAUGUGGCAAUACAUUUAAGCGGUUAAGUAACCUGAAAGAUCAUGAAAGGGUACACACUGGGAAAAAGCCUUACCACUGUUUCCAUUGUGAAGAGAGUUUUAGCUGGUCAAGGCAACUGAAAGCGCAUGAGAGAACACACACGGGAGAGAAGCCUUAUCACCACUGCUCCCAGUGUGGAAAGAGUUUUACCCAGUUAUGGAACCUGAAGGCACAUGAGAGAAUGCACACAGGAGAUAAGCCUCACAAAUGUGCUCAAUGUGGAAAAACCUUUAACCGGUUAUAUAACCUGAAAGUACAUAAGAGAAUACACACAGGGGAAAAGCCGUAUCACUGCUCCCACUGUGGUAAGAGUUUUAUCCUAUCACGGGCCCUGACAAAGCAUAAGAGGACGCACACGGGAGAAAAGCCUUACCAUUGCUCCCAGUGUGGAAAGAAUUUCACUGACUCAAGUAACUGGAAAAAACAUGAGCUAACACACUCUGUAAAGAAGCGUUUCCAGUGUUCUCAUUGUGAAAGGAGUUUUAAGAAGUUAGGGAAGCUGAAGCAGCAUGAGAGAAUACACACUAGGGAGAAGCCUUUUUGAACUGCUCCCACUGUGGAAUGACAUGUACCUGGUUAAGGCAAAUUAAAUUACAUGAAAGAAGCCACACCGGCGAGAAACCUUACCAAUGCUUCCAGUGUGGAACGAUAUUUACCCAGUUAGGGAAAGACCAUGAGGUAAAACACACAGGGGAGAUUUCUUACCAUUGCUCCAAGUGUGAAGAGAGAUAUUUCACAUAAACUUACAAUUUAUGAGUUGACACACAGUGCUCCCACAUUUGUCAAAAUUUUGACUGAAAGUUGGUGCUUAGUGGUUUUGUUUAUGCCCUUAUUGCCAUAUGCAAUCCGAUUGGAGAAAGUCUACUCAGAAAUCAAUUUUUGGGGCUUUUUUUUAAUCCCAAGACAUUAAUUGAAUAUGGAGUAUGUCUGUUUUUAUGUAGAUUCAGUGUACAAACUGUGAUUAAAUAGUUUUUUUUUUACUCUGUC